Messenger RNA from Prinia subflava (tawny-flanked prinia), 1296 nucleotides. It is a transcript of the gene NCBP2, whose product is annotated as nuclear cap binding protein subunit 2. Gene Ontology annotation, molecular function: RNA cap binding. The transcript is spliced from 4 exons. The record is from RefSeq and is a predicted model, not a curated record. Gene Ontology annotation, cellular component: nuclear cap binding complex. Gene Ontology annotation, biological process: mRNA cis splicing, via spliceosome. Lineage: Eukaryota; Metazoa; Chordata; Aves; Passeriformes; Cisticolidae. Bases 114 to 620 code for a protein of 168 amino acids.
UCGCGCGGGGCGGCGGAGCGGCGUCUCGCGCGCGCCGCUGGCCGCGUCCGGCGCGCGGCGCUUCUGGAAGGAUCCCGGCGGCGGGGCCCGGCGGCGCGGCCCGGGCGGGCGCCAUGUCGGGGUUGCUGCACACCACGCUCAGCGGGCUCAACAGCGACUCGUACUGCGAGAUCAGCCAGUACCGGGACCAGCACUUCCGGGGUAGCAGGCAGCUGCAGGAGAAAUCCCUGAAGAUCUCCUCCACGCUCUAUGUGGGCAACCUGUCCUUCUACACCACCGAGGAGCAGAUCCAGGAGCUCUUCUCCAAGUGCGGAGAUGUCAAGAGGAUUGUCAUGGGUCUGGACAAGAUCAAGAAAACCCCGUGUGGCUUCUGCUUUGUAGAGUACUACACGAGGGCGGACGCCGAGCACGCCAUGCGCUUCAUCAACGGCACGCGGCUGGACGACCGCAUCAUCCGCACGGACUGGGACGCUGGGUUCAAGGAGGGCCGCCAGUACGGGAGAGGAAAGACUGGAGGACAGGUGCGAGAUGAAUACCGGACAGACUACGAUGUGGGAAGAGGUGGCUUUGGCAAGAUCAUUCAGAUGCAGAAGGCAAAUCACCAGCCUGCAAUCUAUUAAUUGCCUUGUGGCUCCUAGCUCACAGAGGGCUCUGUCCUUCCAGAGCUAGCCCUGUUCUCGCAUUUGGGACCGGGGUGUGGAGUGAGAUCCAAGGUCCAGCAAAAGGUGACUCUCCUUAGACUGUGGAUAUACAUGUGUUCAUUCUCCCUUCUUUUUUGAGCUAGAGAGGAUGGUCUGUGCUGAUACAGGGCAACAAGGGGAAAAAAUGGACAGCUCUGCAGGAUUCUGGGCAAGAAGAAAUGCAGCAUGUCACACACACCUUAUGCUAUGACACACUCUUCAUGAUGCACUUAAGCAGGUGGCCUCCUCCAAGCUGCAACUGCAGCCGUGGUUACUUUCAAAUGGAACUCUUUUUAAAAGCUUGCCACCAUUGGAGCCCUCCAGGUGCCUGGGCACCUAGUGAGGGUGCACAAGAGAUUCAGGUUUCUAAUUUAUAACCUCAUCUGCUUAAUAAACGGUAUCACUGUUUGAAUGAGAGAUGUGGACAGGAUCUUAAAAUCCACUUGGAGGUGCUUGUCUGCACAUCUAGCCCUUGGGUUGGUCAGGGCCUGCAGAGCAUUUCUGUCUGUGAUGUCCCCAGUGCUGCCUGGCUUUUCAGAUCCUCACUGUUCAGUGUGAUUUUGUUAAAAGUUUCUGUUAAUUUUUUUAAAUAAACAGUUGUAUUGGGUCUGACUGA